AUGGGUCUUGGGAUUUAUUUUUGUGGGAGCAUCAGGGGUGGGAGGCAGGAUGUGGACAUUUCCUGUCGGAUUAUCAACGAGUUGAAGAAAUUUGGACGAGUUAAUUCUGAGCAUAUCGGCAACCCGGAUUUAGUGGAGAAAGGUGAAGAUGGAGUGAAGCCUGGAGAUAAAUACAUCAACAAUCAAGAUUUGAAGUGGCUACAGGAGGCUAAUGUAAUAGUGGCAGGGGUUAUCCAACCUUCCUUGGGUGUUGGUUAUGAAAUUGGAAGGGCUGUAGCUAAGAACCAGAAGAUUCUGUGUCUGUUCAGAUCAUCAUCAAAAUAUGUUCUUUCAGCAAUGAUCUGA
Molecule: messenger RNA, 345 nt
Organism: Stegostoma tigrinum
Lineage: Eukaryota; Metazoa; Chordata; Chondrichthyes; Orectolobiformes; Stegostomatidae
Product: 2'-deoxynucleoside 5'-phosphate N-hydrolase 1-like
Exons: 1
Coding region: 1-345 (114 amino acids)
Biological process (GO): deoxyribonucleoside monophosphate catabolic process
Cellular component (GO): nucleus
Molecular function (GO): 5-hydroxymethyl-dUMP N-hydrolase activity
Source: RefSeq, a predicted model, not a curated record